This is a messenger RNA of Podospora anserina S mat+, 7239 nucleotides long. RefSeq lists its product as uncharacterized. Lineage: Eukaryota; Fungi; Ascomycota; Sordariomycetes; Sordariales; Podosporaceae. Gene Ontology annotation, biological process: fatty acid biosynthetic process; secondary metabolite biosynthetic process. Gene Ontology annotation, molecular function: oxidoreductase activity; 3-oxoacyl-[acyl-carrier-protein] synthase activity; fatty acid synthase activity. The transcript has 4 exons. Bases 1 to 7239 code for a protein of 2412 amino acids. The record is from RefSeq and is a predicted model, not a curated record.
AUGGAUAACAGUCAGCAAGAGCCCAUCGCCAUCAUCGGCGCUGCAUGCCGUCUCGCUGGAGAGGUCUCGUCCUUGGGGACCCUGUGGGACAUGAUCAGCAACCGCAAGACUGGUCAUGGCAAGAUACCUGCUGAGAGGUGGAAUGCUGAUGUCUGGCACCAUCCUGACCCAGACAGGAAAGGAGGUAUUGCCGUCAAACAUGGGUACUUUCUCAAGCAAGACGUAGCCCACUUUGAUGCGCCCUUCUUUUCUACCACUGCCAAAGAAGCGGCAGCAAUGGACCCCAUGAAGAGACUGCUUCUUGAAGUCAGCUAUGAGAGCAUCGAGAAUGCUGGAAUACCAGUGGAGAACCUCAUGAACUCACGGACAGGCUGUUAUGUGGGUUGCAUGACAAACGACUACGAGAUGCUCUCACUCCACGACAUACAUGACAUUGGUCACAAUGCUGCGUCAGCAACGAGCGAGGCUAUGACAGCCAAUCGUGUAUCGUGGUUUUUUGGGCUCAAAGGGCCUAGCCUUACCCUGGACACCGCUUGCUCGUCCAGUCUGUACGCGCUGCACCUCGCAUGCCAGUCGCUGAGGACGAAGGAGACAGAUUCGGCACUUGUUGCUGGGGUAAACCUUCUCCUUGUCCCCAACACCAUGCAUCAGCUCUCAGCGAUGCACAUGCUCAGCCCUGAAGGGAUCUCACACACUUUCGAUGACCGAGCGAACGGUUAUGGUCGUGGCGAGGGUAUUGGCUCCCUCAUCGUCAAGCGCCUCUCUGACGCUAUUCGAGACGGUGACACCAUCCGGGCUGUCAUCCGCGGUACUGGUGCGAACGCCGACGGCAAGACACCAAGUAUCACACAACCGAGCUCUGUCGCUCAAGCUGACUUGAUCAGAGACACUUACGCUGCGGCCGGUCUCCCUCUCACAGACACCCAGUACUUUGAGUGCCACGGCACAGGCACACCAGUUGGCGACCCGAUAGAGCUUGAAGCCUUAGCCACAACAUUCGGCGUGGCUCGGAAGGAGGCUGGCCUUGGCCCUCUCUACAUUGGUAGCAUCAAGCCCAGCGUGGGCCACACCGAAGGCUGCUCUGGUCUGGCAGGCGUCUUCAAGGCUAUUGCUUGCCUGGAAAAUGGCAUGCUCGUUCCGACAUAUGGCGUUGAGACCAUCAACCCCAAGUUGAAACUCAAAGAGUGGAAUUUGGCGUUGCCACAGGAGACAGCACAGUGGCCUACCCCUGGGCAACGCCGGAUCAGCGUGAAUUCGUUCGGAUUUGGCGGCGCCAAUGCCCACGCCAUUCUUGAUGACGCUCACCACUAUCUUGCCGAGCGUGGGUUGGCAGGAAACCACAACACCAUCGUCUGGGAACGUGAUGGUGCUUAUGCUAAUGGACAUCACCCAGUAGCCGACACGCCGCGGCUGUUCCUGCUUAGCUCCAAGGACCAGGCUGGCAUCCCUCGCCUGGCUGAUGUUUACGCAAAGGCACUUGACGCCGCUCAUUCUGCCAAAGAGGAUUCCCACUAUCUCAGCAACCUGUCGUACACUUUGGCUUCCCGAAGAUCUCACCUCGACUUCAGGAGCUUUGCCGUUGCUUCAACUUUAUCGGAGCUGACAGAGAAGCUUUCUAAAGGGCUUCCAAAGAUUAAGCGCUCAGCCCGACAGGACAACAACCUGGUCUGGGUGUUCACAGGACAAGGAGCCCAAUGGUCAGCCAUGGGACGGGAACUCCUCGGCAACCCAGUCUUUGACAAGAGUGUCCAAGCCUCACAAGUCUAUCUGGCCAAUCUCGGCUGCGCCUGGGAUGCGGUCGAGGAGCUCACCAAGACAGCUGGUUCCAAGAUGCAGUUAUCUGAGUACAGCCAGACGCUCUGUACUGUCCUCCAGGUCGCCCUCGUCGAUUUGCUUCGGUCUUGGGGGAUCAAGCCUCGGGCCACAGUCGGACAUUCGAGUGGUGAAAUCGGUGCUGCCUACGCCGCGGGUUACAUCAACCGCGCUGAUGCCGUCAAAAUUGCCUACAUCAGGGGUCUCAGCUCUGCAACGGUUACCAGACAAGGAGCAAUGUUAGCCGCUGGCCUUUCCCGUGAAGAAGCUAACGAAUAUUUGACAAAGGUCCCAGCACAGUCUGCGGUCAUUGCUUGCAUCAACAGCCCGUCCAGUGUUACUCUGUCGGGUGAUCUUAAUGCCAUCCAUACCCUUGAGAAGCUGAUUUCGGCUGAUGGCAAAUUUGCGCGGACACUGAAAGUGAAGACGGCAUACCAUUCGCCUCACAUGCGCGCCGUUGCUCAAGGCUAUCUCGAGCGUAUUGGCCACAUUGAUACCACUGCCGAAGGGGCUAACGCCAACAAGACAGUCAUGUACUCCUCGCUGACUGGAAAGAUCGUUUCACCAAAAGAGCUCAGUGCUCAAUACUGGGUUGCCAACUUGACCUCCCCUGUCGAGUUCUCGGCAGCGUUAUCAGCCCUUCUCGCCCACACUGUGGCAUCCACCACUGGCCGUGGAAGACCAGUCCCCGUUCGCUGGGGCGGCAUCCUCGAGAUCGGCCCUCACUCCGCACUGCAGGGGCCUAUCGGUCAGAUCAUGGCAGCGAGCAACUCGGAAGCCAUCAAAGAGACACCCUACAUGUCACUGCUCCUCCGUGGCAAAGACGCAAGAGAAACAUCACUCUCUGCUGCUGCUCAGCUCUGGGCUCUCGGCCACACGGUUGAGCUCUCUGCAAUGGUCGACUCCUUCGACCUUCCCGACACAAAACUCCAGCACAAAGCCUUGACUGACCUGCCCGCCUACCCUUGGAACCACUCCCGCCGCUUCUGGCACGAGGCCUACAUCACGAAGUCCAACCGCUCCCCCAAAUUCCCCAGAACUGACUUUCUGGGCGUCCCGGUUGACAUGCAAAACAGCAUGGAGCCCAAAUGGCGCAAUCACCUCCGUAUCACGGAGAACCCCUGGAUAGAAGACCACAAGAUCACCGGAACAGUCCUCUACCCCGGCGCAGGGAUGCUUGUCAUGGCGUUGGAAGGUGCCCUCCAAGUCUCCGACCCAACAAAAAAUGUCCACGGCUUCCGCUACAGCAACAUCCGCUUUGAGCGGGGCCUCGUCGUCACAGCAGCAGAUGAACCCGCAGUCGAAACAUCUCUCAGCCUUCAUCCUGACGCUAACAUCCCCGGCAAGUUCGGCUUCACAAUCUACUCCACCACCGGGGACUCUUGGACUUGUCACUGCCAUGGUACAAUCUCCCUCGAGUACGACGCCAACGGCUCAAGCGAGGUAGAAGACGCAGGUACGGCUGUUGACCCCUGGACCCUGUACACGGCCAGAUACAAGCAGCUCUUCUCCGACUCUGGCGCCGAAGAAAUCGACGUUGACGAGUUCUACGACCAGCUCGAGACAAUCGGCAUGGAAUACGGGCCCCUAUUCCGCAACGUCACUUCGCUGUUUGCAGUCCCAGCCCAACACGCCGCCCACGGCGAGGUCAUCAUCCCAGACACUGCCUCCGUCAUGCCCAUGAGCUUUGAGUACCCCCACGUCAUGCACCCCGCGACAAUGGACGCAAUCUUCCAUUUGUUGCUGGCAGGCUUCAACGACGGCCGUCCCAUUGACGAGGCUGCAGUGCCGUACAGCAUAGACGACAUGUUCGUUGCCAGCGAGCAACCCCACGGCGCCGGGUCAAAGUUCCUAGGGUACGGCCAGCUGACAAGAAAGAGCGGAGGUGGCCGCGAACUGGUGGGGGAUCUGGUGAUUUCGGACGAGAGGUGGUCUGGGCCAAAGAUGGUCAUCAACGGAUUUGCUCUUCGCCAGGUCACAUCUGCUGAUGAUGCUGGAAUUUCCGGCUCCCAGGAGGACACUUUGAAGAAAAAGUGCGCUCGUGUCACUUGGAGUCAGGAUACCGACUUCAUCAAGACAAGCGAACAGCUUGUGGGUGUGUCGACUGAUGCGUCGUUACUAGCUCAGCUGUCUGCUUGGUUUGAUCUCUUGCAGCGCAAGAAGGCUAUUGGGGAGGUCUUGGUUGUUGCGAGGGGACAAUGUCCCGGCACCUCGGAGAUUGUGGGCGAUGUGUGGCGUCGUGUCCGCAGCCGUGAGGGCUUCCAGAGUGUCAAAGCUGUGUCAACCUCUGCCUUUGGUGUGGAACAACUCCGUGCAUUAGUUCCGAAUGCUGAGCCUGUCGAUCUGUGGGACAUCUCUGGCGACGCCGAACCGCCCGCGUCAAGCAAAGGUUACGACUUGGUCUUGGUGAUUGGAACCGACAGCUACCCCGACUUCUCCACCGAGCUGCAGAAGCUGGCUCUCCUUCCGCAAUCUCAUAUCGUUCUCAUUGGCGAGAAAAAUGUUGAGGCCUUUAGCUUAGAGGGGCACCAGUCGUCUCUCCACCUCCAAGGGAAUGGCGAUGCAGCGGUGGUGUUUGCAUUUGCUGCUGAAGAAGCCACAGUUCCGCUGGAAGUCUGUCUUCUUCUUCCAUCUCCCACUUCCAAGCAAACUUCAGCGUUGGCCUCCAAUCUCACAACAGUGCUCUCUGCUAGUGGCAUCAACGACAUCAACACCAUCACCUUGUCUGACCUCAGCACCCUCGACCUCACCAGCAAACACGUUAUCUCCCUACUCGAGUCCGAUAAACCCUUCAUCUACUCAUGGAACGAAAACGAGUUCACAAGCUUCAAGUCACUCAUCUCCUCCGUGGACCAUCUGUUCUGGCUGACCCAUGGCGGUGUCCUACAAUCAUGGGCAGGAGGCGUAGAGUUCGCCGCAGCUCAAGGCUUGCUUCGUGUCUUGCGCAAUGAGUAUACCCUCGCAUCCUUGCCCCAUCUCGAUCUCUCCAUUGGCUUUGACAGCACGACGCUCUCGAGUGCCGAGCUUAUCGCCUUCGUGUGGCGGGCUUCACUUUUGGAGGGGGCCGAGAUGGAAUAUGCCGAGUUCGAAGGCAAAGUUCACAUCCCUCGUGCUGUGGCCGAUGUCGGAUUUGACGGGGAUUUGCAGCUUGCUGAUGGGACAAAGCAGCCUAUCCUUGGACCUCUCAAGGGCGGUAAGCCGCUGAAGCCGAUUGUCGUAGGGGCUGAGAAGAAGAUUGUCUGGGUUGAGGACGAGGAGGCAUCACUACCGCUUGGUAUGACUGAGGUGGAGGUACAAGUCGAGUUCGUUGGGCUGAGCAGUGGCAACACCUUCUCGCUGACUGGCACUGUUGACGAUGACUCCAUUACUGUACUCGAUAGGUGCGUGGAUGCAGUUGGUGUGGUAUCUCGUCUCGGAGGCGGAGUAAACUCGCUCGUUGUUGGCCAGCGUGUUGCUGUCUUGAAGGGACAUGGGUGCAAAACUCACGUUCGUCAGGAUGUCAGUUUGGUGGCCCCCGUUCCGGAUAGCAUUCCUUCAGAGAAGACCGCGGCAUUGCCAAGCGCAUUCAUUACUGCUUUGUAUGCCUUGUCUCAUGUCGCAAGAUUGGACAAAGGUCAGACGGUGCUCAUCCACUCUGCUGCCAGCGCUCCAGGACAAGCAGCCAUUCAGAUUGCUCAAUACCUUGGAGCUGUCGUCUUUGCUUUGGUCAGCUCCAAAGGGGAGAAAGCCAUCCUUGUGGAACAGCACGGCUUACCUGUGACGCGCAUAUUUGAUGCUGGGUUGCUAAACUUUAUUCCCGCUAUUGGCAACGAGACAGGGGGUCGUGGUGUCGAUGUUGUGCUCGCGAACGAGGCAGAUGCUGCUGUUUCGGCAUCCCUGGCCACGCUUGGUGAUUUUGGGGUCUUCAUCGAUCUCAGAAGCAGCGAGUCUACCGGCAGCAUCAGCCCUCCAUCCGGCAAGAAGAAUGUAUCCAUCGUUCGUGUCAUCAUGGACAGCGUGGCUCAGGCAAAGCCUCACAUCAUCAAGAGCCUGUUCCAACAAACCUUUGACAUCCUCUCAACCAACACCAUCAGGCCCAUCACACCUACCACCGUCUUCUCCGCCAGCGAUGCUUCUCAAGCACUGCAAACCGCCACAACACAAGCUCACGGGAAAGUUGUACUAUCCCUCCAAGGGAGCCCCUCAGUCCUCAUCCCUCCCGCCCCAGCCCCUGAACUCCAAUUCGACCCCUCCGCAACCUACAUCAUCGCCGGCGGUCUCGGAGCUUUAGGUCUCAACAUCGCCGACAUGAUGAUUGCGCAAGGAGCCAAGCACCUCAUCUUCCUCUCCCGCUCGGGCGGUACGAAGAACCAAUCCGACCUUGCCCGCCUCCGUUCCCACGGCAUCACAGCCGAGGCCUUCCCUUGCGACGUCACCAACUCCACCUCUGUCUCCAAGGUCUUCUCCCACCUCCGAAGCGCCAAGCACAAAAUCGCUGGUGUGAUCCAAUGCGCCAUGGUUCUGGAAGAUGGCAUCUUCGAUAACAUGACCCAUACCAAGUGGUCCCGCGCAUUUGCUCCCAAGUCGGCCGGCUCCCGGAACCUCCUUGCUCAACUCUGGCCAGAUGAGCAGCCCUUCUUUAUCUUGCUGUCGUCAAUUACUGGUGUGAUAGGCAACACCGCCCAAGCAAACUACGCCUCAGGCAACACGUUCGAGGAUGCCCUAGCCCUCUGGGCUCGAACCCACCUUCGGAUUGCCGCGACAAGUAUUGACGUCGGGUUGGUAGCUGACUCCUCUCACUUCACCGAGGCAGGUGAAUUCGGUGAUUUGGAAGGCUACCUUCACCGCUACCAACACGGCUGGAACGGACUCCAGACCACACUCGACGAACUCCGCGUCGUGCUCAAGUCCAUCAUGAGAGGGAGCACCGCCGACGGUGGCAACAUCCCCGCACAGCUCGUCCUCGGACUAGGUGACUCCCUCAUCCGGGAUGAGAACGGUACUGGCUUCGCAAAAGACAAGAAGUUUGAGCUGCGGGUUGUGAAGUUGGACAAGAGCGGGGGUCAAGCAGGGGGGAAGACGGAGAAGAUCGGGGAGGUGUUGAGUCGAGCGUCUAGUGUCAGUGAGGCGGCUGCUGCGGUGGAGGAGUACAUCAAGUUGCAGAUUGCUGUUGCGAUUGGGGUUGAGGUGGGCGAGGUUGAUGCGCAGAAGCCCUUGCCGGAAUUUGGAGGUACGUGCCCCACGUCGACGUGUGAAAUGUUUAAUCGGGAUACUGACAUGGGCACAGUGGACUCGCUCAAAGCGGUUGAGAUCAGGAACUUGUGUUUGAGGGAGAUGCAGAGUGAUAUUUCUGUGUUUGAGUUGUUGAGUUCGACGCCCGUGGCCGAGCUUGCAGUCAAGAUUGUGACGAAGAGUGGGCUGGUCAAGUUGGAUGCUGAGGCUGUCUGA